Molecule: messenger RNA, 799 nt
Organism: Ananas comosus (pineapple)
Lineage: Eukaryota; Viridiplantae; Streptophyta; Magnoliopsida; Poales; Bromeliaceae
Exons: 1
Coding region: 123-635 (170 amino acids)
Source: RefSeq, a predicted model, not a curated record
ACAAAGCAUUAUUAUUAUCCACAUCUCAAAUACAUAAAACUCUCUCUCUCUCUCUCUCUCUCUAUAUAUAUAUACAAACCCCUUAAUCUCUCUCUCUCAAUUGCAAUUACAAUCCAAAUCCAAUGGAAACAAUCUCAAUUUUCACCCCCAAUUUCUCAAUCCACCCUCCCCCGCCGCCGCGUCCGGCCGGUCUCGGGCCAGCCAGACUGCAGUAUCGCUCGUUCGGACCGUCUUUCAGGCCGCCGGCAGGCCCCGGACUCCCCGAACGGAGGAGACGUCUGGCUGCAGCUCAUUUCGCCUUCAGAAGAGAGCCCCAUGGAUCGGACUUCGGCGGCGGUGGGUUCGUGGACGAGAACAUGAUCGUGCUGCGGAAGAGGAUCAACGACAUGGAGAUGGCGGAGCGGAACUACGAGCCCCCCGCGGAGUGGACCGAGUGGGAGAAAGGGUACUACACGAGCUACGGCGCGCACGUGUGCGAGUUCGCGGGCCUGCUGCAGGCCCUCUUGUUGAGCACCAGGCCUGGUUUGGGGCUGGGGAUGCUGGGGCUCGUCGUGCUGAGUGUGCCGAUCGCGGCGGUCACGGCAGUCUGCCAUUUGAUCGAGAUAUCGCAGCUGAUCCUUUCCAAAGUGCAGUAAAUUGAUCGAAAAUCUCAUACGUAGAUUAUAUAUGCGUCAAUUUGUUCAUUUGUUCUUUUUUUCUUUUUUUUUUUUGGGGUUGGUAGAAUCAAGUUGUGAGUGUUGUACAAAAGAAUGUGUAAUUAGGCAUAAGUAAUAAAUUAAAAGCUUUUCGAGUUUAUUAA